Messenger RNA from Teleopsis dalmanni, 981 nucleotides. RefSeq names its product FUN14 domain-containing protein 1A. Gene Ontology annotation, cellular component: mitochondrial outer membrane. The record is from RefSeq and is a predicted model, not a curated record. NCBI's taxonomy places the organism in Eukaryota, Metazoa, Arthropoda, Insecta, Diptera, Diopsidae. Bases 189 to 716 code for a protein of 175 amino acids. Gene Ontology annotation, biological process: autophagy of mitochondrion. The transcript is spliced from 4 exons.
AGGAUUUAUUUUAUUCUAUCCUACAUCACAAGCAGACUGCAGUUGGAAAUUUUGCGCUAUUAGUGGAGCUAAAGCGCGAUUUGAAAUUGGUGCAAGCAUCUUUGGUGAAAAGAAGUUCUAGUCAAAAUUUAUUACGUUCUAGAAAAACUCUGUCAAAUAGUUCAACUUUUAGGCCGAUAAUCUCAGUAAUGAGCGAUUGGUCAAAGACGCGUAAGGAACGGAAAAAUAACAAAAUUGAAAAGAUGUCUGACGCUUCCAAGUUCUUAGGAGGAGUACUCGGUGACAUCUCAUCCCGUUCGGCUUAUUCUCAAAUAUUGAUAGGCGCUACGACUGGUUGGGUUACUGGUUUUGCUACCAUGAAGGUUGGCAAAUUUGCUGCUUUCGCUAUUGGUGGCGGUAUAAUACUAUUGGAGGUAGCACAUCAAGAAGGUUAUAUCCAAAUUGAUUGGUCCAAGGUCACUAAAAAGAUUGAUAAUGUUACUGACAAGGUCGAAACUGCUGUUACAGGAAAAGACAAGAGUUGGAUUGACAAGACUGAACGGUUCGUCGAUCGUAAAAUAGAUCAUGCUGAGGACAUGUUGAAGGGUAAAGCAAAGAAGGCACGUAAAUGGUAUAGCAAACUUAUUGGUGACGAGAAUGGCCCAAAAGUCAAUGAUCUACACAUAUUUUUGACUGCGUUUGUUGGCGGCAUUGCCCUGGGUAUUGCAACCGCCUAACUAAAUCCACCUACUACACUAUCAUCAGUAUAAAUACAGUUGGCAUAAAAAACAACAGGCUAUAAGGCGUUGAUGGAAAAUGCACAACUUAAAAACAAAUAUCUUAAAAAUUAACUUAUGAACAUUUUUUAUUUACAAAUUUUUACUUAACUUUGUUUUUUUUCUUAAAAUCUUACUUAAGUUUUUUUUUGCUUAAUUUUAAAACGAAAAUCUCAUUAACACCAAGUAAACCUAAUGCGAAUUAUUAUGUUCCACUCAUAACAAA